GUUGCGGUGCAGAGCUCGUGGACGCGGCGGCGUACAGCAGCGUACCAAACACGGCCAACUUACAGCAAAGCUGCCACUACUGACGACAACCAGCUAUGUGGGAGCGAGGGAGGAUCUGUGGAUGUGACAGCACUCAGUCUUACUACUACUGAGCGUGCGUUAGUGUGAGGGAAGAGAAGAGGGCUGCUUUUCUGCUUGUGUGGAUAUCGCCUCAAUGGACGGGCAACGGGGCUUUUACGAGAUGGAGAACCCGCCAGAGAACCCAAGCAAGGCGGCGGAGUAUCUACAGGAGCUGAAUAAAAUCAUUGAGACCCAACAAGGGCUGCUGGAGAAGCAGAGGGUCCGGAUUGAAGAGCUGGAACUCCAGGUGACGGAUCUUUGCAAGGAAAACGUCUGUCUGAAGGAUCAGCACCAGCGGCACCUGGCCACCUGCAGAAUCCAGCAGGGGAACCACUCCGCCCUGGUAGCCAUCAAGGAGAAUGUCAUGCAGGAAAAGCGACACACCUCAUUGCCUGUAGAAGUCUCAGAGAUCCCUCUAAACCUCAUUGCACCUCCAUGUAGAAGAAGUUACCCCUGUCGCAAAUGGAAGUCUGCGUCUUUUGGUGUGGAAGGUGAUGCUCCAGGCAGCGAGGUGGGCGCCUCUGUGGACCCCAGCUGCGGCUACGGUUCCAUCCCAGUGACCCACAGCGGCGGGCUCGGUCCCGACCACCUGGACAGCCAGCUCUACGGACACAUCUUGCUGCCCGGCCACCUGCGGCCCCGCCGGCCCAAGCUCCAGCACUCACAGUCCAUCCUUCGUAAGCAGGCAGAGGAGGAGGCCAUCAAGCGCUCCCGCUCGCUUUCAGAGAGCUAUGAGCUCUCAUCAGACCUACAGGACAAGCAGGUGGAGAUGCUAGAGCGUAAAUAUGGUGGGCGUUUCAUAACCCGGCAUGCAGCCCGCACCAUCCAGACAGCCUUCCGCCAGUACCAGAUGAACAAGAACUUUGAGCGUCUUAGAAGUUCUAUGUCUGAGAACCGUAUGUCCAGACGGAUCGUCCUAUCCAAUAUGAGAAUGCAGUUUUCCUUUGAAGGACCUGAAAAAGUCCACAGCUCCUACUUCGAGGGAAAGCAGGUCUCGCUAACAGAUGACAGCACCAAAAUUGGCGCACUGGUGCAGUCUGAGCAUAGUGGGGAGAUGGGCGUGCAGGCCAAGACACCCACGUCACAGAGCGACUUCACAGACGCUAUCACAGAGCUAGAAGAUGCCUUCUCCAGGCAGGUCAAAUCUCUAGCUGAGUCCAUAGAUGAUGCUCUAAACUGUCGAAGUCUGCAUGGUGACGAGAACCAGGGAGAGCCGGGGAGAGGUCACCAGGAUAUGGACAGAGAGGUGAGCUGCCAGGUGAAACCCUCCCACGGCGCUUCAGAACACCGCAAACUGGACGAGAUGACAGCGUCUUACAGCGAUGUGACUCUUUACAUCGAUGAAGAAGAACUGUCACCGCCCCUGCCCCUGUCUCAAUCUGUGGACCGACCCUCGAGCACAGAGUCAGACUUGCGUCAGCGUUCCCUCAACUCUUCCCAGGACUACUGGUCACUGGCUCAUAAGGAUGAGAAAGGGGACACGGACACCAGCUGCAGAAGUACGCCAUCUUUGGAGUGCCAAGAGCAGCGUUUGCGGGUAGACCACCUACCUUUGCUCACCAUUGAGCCUCCGAGCGACAGCUCAGUGGAGCUGAGUGACCGUUCAGACCGAAGCUCUUUGAAGAGACAGAACGCCUACGAUCGAAGCCUCAGCAACCAACAGAGCAGCCCCAAAAACAUCAGUCACAGCCUGCCACCCCGAGGGCCUUCCAGAGAAGAGGACGGCACUCGUCAUCGGCCACGACAACUAGAGGCCCACCUGGCCAUCAAUGGCACCGCAAACCGGCAGAGCAAGUCAGAGUCCGAUUUCUCUGAUGGUGACAACGACAGCAUCAACAGCACAUCCAACUCCAAUGACACCAUCAACUGCAGCUCAGAGUCCUCGUCCAGGGACAGCCUGAGGGAGCAGACUCUCAGCAAGCAGACGUACCACAAAGAGACCCGCAACAGCUGGGACUCACCUGCAUUCAGCAAUGACAUCAUCCGCAAGAGGCACUACCGCAUUGGCCUAAACCUCUUCAACAAGAAACCAGAAAAAGGCAUCCAGUAUCUGAUAGAACGAAACUUUGUUCCCGACACUCCAGUGGGUGUGGCCCACUUCCUUCUCCAGAGGAAAGGCUUGAGUAGGCAGAUGAUUGGCGAGUUCCUGGGUAACAGACAGAAGCAGUUCAACCGAGAUGUCCUCGACUGUGUGGUGGAUGAAAUGGAUUUCUCAGCUAUGGAGCUGGACGAAGCACUCAGGAAAUUCCAGGCACACAUCAGAGUGCAGGGAGAAGCACAGAAGGUUGAGCGGCUGAUAGAGGCCUACAGCCAACGAUACUGCAUCUGCAACCCUGGUGUUGUGCGACAGUUCAGGAACCCCGACACCAUCUUCAUCCUGGCCUUUGCCAUCAUCCUCCUCAACACAGACAUGUACAGCCCCAACGUCAAGCCUGAAAGGAAGAUGAAACUGGAGGACUUUGUCAAGAACCUUCGAGGAGUGGAUGAUGGAGAAGACAUCCCCAGGGAGAUGCUGGUAGGGAUAUAUGAGCGGAUUCGCAAACGGGAGCUCAAGACUAAUGAAGACCAUGUGUCCCAGGUUCAGAAAGUGGAAAAACUCAUUGUUGGAAAAAAGCCGAUUGGCUCUUUACACCAUGGUCUGGGCUGUGUACUAUCCUUACCCCACCGGAGGCUGGUCUGUUACUGCAGACUUUUUGAAGUGCCCGACCCAAACAAACCACAAAAGUUGGGCCUGCACCAAAGGGAGAUCUUCCUCUUUAAUGACCUGCUAGUGGUUACUAAAAUUUUCCAAAAGAAGAAGAACUCUGUGACGUACAGCUUUCGGCAGUCCUUCUCACUUUAUGGCAUGCAAGUGCUGCUCUUUGAGAAUCAGUAUUAUCCCAAUGGAGUCCGUCUGACCUCAGCUAUUCCUGGAGCUGACAUCAAAGUCCUCAUCAACUUCAAUGCACCCAAUCCUCAGGACCGCAAAAAGUUUACUGACGAUUUGCGAGAAUCUAUUGCUGAAGUCCAAGAGAUGGAGAAGUACCGGAUAGAAUCUGAGCUAGAGAAACAGAAGGGGGUGGUGAGGCCCAGCAUGUCUCAGAGUUCAGGCUUAAAGAAGGACACGGGCAACGGCAACCUGAGCCGAGCCAGCCUCGACGACAGCUACGCCAUCGGUGAAGGUCUGAAGAGGAGCGCCCUCAGCAGUUCCCUGCGUGACCUCUCAGAUGCAGGCAAGCGUGGGAGACGCAGCAGUGCAGGAUCACUAGACAGCAAUAUGGAAGGCUCCAUCAUUAGCAGUCCUCACAUGCGGCGGAGAACCCCCUCCAACCGAGACUGCCCGUCCCGCCACAGCGGCCAGUCCCUGCCCAACUCCUCUUCACUGCUCGGAUCUUUGUUCGGCACCAGGCGGGUGAAAUCCCCCAGCCCGACCCCACAGGCCCUUCACCCGACCCUCAUCUCCCACACCCCUCACCCCGCCAACCUGCACCACACGGCCCGGUCGGAGACGGACACGUCAGCCUCCAUGCACCACGCCCAAUUCUGCCACUUGACCCAGAACCCCCCGCCUUACCAUCACCACCACCACUACCACCCACCAGCCCACUUGCAGCAUCCUCCGCACCAGUACCACCCACCGCCUGCUCACAGCCAGCAGCCGGCCUACCCGCCUCACCCUCACACACAGCACGGCCACGGGAGCCACUCUGCACACUCCUCCCACCCUGCUCACGGCCCACACCACCACGGCCCGGCGCCAGCACCCUCCCAGGCCCCCAGCAGCACCAAGCCCAAGCACAGCGGCAUCAGUACGGUGGUCUGAGGGGCACAGGGGCUCUCUGACUGAACUUUGAUGAUACUCCGAGGCUCUCAGCUGGUGAGACGGUCGCACUGUGUAUCGGAGGUCUGGGGAUGUGAAGCCAGACGAGAUCCUGUGCCUCCUUCUGCAUUUUUUUUUUGUUACGCUCGUCACAGGGGCAGUUUAUUCAAUAUAAACACACUUCCUCUCCGGUUGCUCCAUUCAUUUCAUUCCAGGUUAUAAGUCAUGUCUGCCGGCUUCAAGAGCAACAGACAACAACGCAAGAGCAUGCACAAAGACCACAACUACUGUUUCUCCUCAGUCAAUUAAAGGAACACGAUCAAAUAUCUUGCUUACUAGUAUUUUCCAGAAUAAGUAAAUAGUUAUCUUGACUUUAAUGUCUAGAAAGUGAUUUUAUCUAGUGUGAGGGUAGUUUGGCUGAACAGACAGACAGACAGACAAACAGACAGACCGACAGACAGACAGACAGACAGCGGUCAUCCUCAGCAGUAAAGUAGCUGUACAAGUAUUUAAUGUAGCGGUAGCUCACAGUGCACUGUGAUAUCUCUGGUAGCAGUGAUAAAUGUGCCAAUUAUUGAAGCAUUUACUAAUUUAGUCACAACAAUUGCUUUAUGUAUAUUGUGCAUAAUAUUUUGUAAAAUAAUAAUAUCAACUGUUAUUCUUAUAAUUAUUAUUACUACAGAACAAAUGGCAUCAAGUUAAACUCUCAGUAUUAUUCUGGCACAUAAGUGGUGUAGAUUCACUGUUAAAAAAACCAAUCAAAGCUUUUGUUAGUUAGGCAAUGCAGUAAGCUGGAAUACUGCUGUAUAUGGUUGCCUUUGAGUUAGAACUUCAGAUUGUUGAGGGCUGGUGCAGACUCGCACACUGGCCUGCAUACACUCAUCUACUGCACUCUUUGGUUUGGAGUAGUAGAAAGACAGCAACACAUUCAUCAGAAUGUCCUCCCGUCAGUUACUGGCUGCUUGUCCGCCCUCAUUUUAUUUUUAAAGAUUUUUUUAGAGUCCAAUAAACAAUAUGAAAUACUCUAUGUUGUACCACAACCUGGUAGGAUUCUUCAAGUCCGUUCUACAGCAUGAGGAGGUUUUUCAUGUUCUUCAUGGAGACUGAAGGAGUCCGUGCAAACUGUGUAGCAGGGAAACAGCAACACGACUGUUUAAGUGGAAGCUCUCAGCUGGCUGAGUGUGCCCUGUCCCUCUUUGGUUUCAUUGUGCGUCUCUUGAGCAGCCAGCGUGUCACACUGCACUGUUUACUCCCUCACUGUGACUUUUUCUUGGAGCCACACAGACACCACAGUACAGAAAUCAAUAAUUAUCAUUCUGUGUUGGUGAUAGCACUCUUAUGCUUCACUCACCACAAAUGGCAGUUUUAUAUCAAUCAUCUUUCUGACAUAUUAUGGGAUGGCUGGUUGUAGCUCCCAGCCAUCCUGUGCACAGUAUCUGCAGAGUGUGCAGAGCAGAGCAGAGGCAGGGGCUGGUAUGCUGGAGCAUAUUUUCUGUUCAAAGUGAUAGACACAGCACUUGUUCUCCUUAGUUGAUAUCAAUGGCAGAAGUUAGUCUGUAUCUGCUUAAAGACUAUGAGAUGGAUUUUUUUUUGUAUGUGCAAUAUGUAUUUACUUUUUUGUCUAAGAGCAAUUCAAUCUGGUGGUUGUUUCAUUUUGCUUAGUUCUGUUAGUGUUGUCUAUUUUUCCCUCUACGUCCUUUGUAAUUUCCUCCUCAAUGUUUCAGUGAAGUGCAAGUAUCCACAUGGAUUUGAAGGGACUGGACCUUCCACACUGAUAAAGAAUGUCAAAGAAAAUAAUUGCAUGUAACAAUGUAUUUCGAGGCUAUUUUCUAACUAUUGUGUAUUCCCAAACUAUAUCAGUGUUACACUUGACAGUUGUUAAAAUAAUAAUGGUAGAAUAGUUUUGACUUCUUCAAUUACAGCUAACUAACUGGAGUCAACUAUGUAUUUGUGUCAAUCCAGAGGAUAAUCAAAUCUGUAUCGUUUCCUGAUCCACAUACAGUAGAUUACUGGAUCUUUAGUGUACAACAGUAGUUAAAGCUUGGUGUUAUAACAGCUGUGAGAGGAAAAGUAGAGCAGGCGUGACGAAAGAUGUACUCUGUCAUCUGGAAAUCAGAGUGAUAAUGGACAGACAGCUAUGAAUAUAAUGGAUGGAACUCGUUUAUCUUCAUAUUUAUCAUCUGUCUCUGUCAAUGGCUCACACAUUACUGUUGUCAAUUGAUAUUCAGUAGAGCAAUAUUCUUAAAUACUUCUGUCCUCAAGGUCCAAGCUGUCAAAGUACCACUGUUUAAUAAAGUACCCUUUAUAAAUGCUUUGCAAUUAAAAACAAUUGUAUAAACUCAAUUAACUGUUAAAUGCAUCAGUGCUAAAUAAGUAAUUUGCUGAAAUAUAAUACAUCAGUAAUAAGCAAUUCAUGAAAAUAACGUUUGGUUUUGCAACCUAGAUUGGUGUGAACCAAGGUUAUUAUAGUUAAUGAAGACUAACGAAAAAACGAAAACUAGAAUUUUCAUUAACUGAAAUAAAAAUAAAAAUGAUAUUUUUUAAGAAAACGAUAACUUACUGUAUUUUGUGGUUACAAAACUAACUAAAAUGAUAGUGAAAAUGUCCUUAGUUUUCAUCUUUGUCAAAUUUUUUCAUACGUAAACCUUUUUGGUUGAUAUGAAAUCUAUUUCAUCUAUCUGGUUUUAUGACUUAAUAAACUUAUUGGGGCUGAGAUGGAUCAGACAAAGGAAAUAAAGGAAACAUUUAUUGUGACCUUAUUGAAUCUGGCACCCAACAAAUACCCCAUUACAAAAAAACUAAAACUAAUAAAAACUAAACUAAAACUAACCAAAACUAUCAAAACUAACUGAAUUUGAAAACAAAAAUUGACAACAAAAUCAAAACUAAAACUAAUGAAAAUUCCAAAACUAUUAUAACAUUGGUGUGAAGUCAUAUUUGCUGGUCCAUCUAAGGACAGUAGGAGGCAGUAACAGCCAAAGAAGCAAUAUGCUGCCAGAGGCAUUGAAGGAGAAGCAAACUAGCAAACAUUGAUUGCACAGACAAGAAACUGUUUUUUCUAAAUGUUUCAUGAGGAAGAAAAAACACUCCGUUUCCUAUUUUGACCUCACGGAUUUUUGGUAAAAAAACAGUAAAUGUAAACAUUACUUUUUGGUAUGAAAGUAAUGUACAGGGCAGCCUCUAGUGGUCACUCUUCAUAAAAGCAGACAAACAGGUGUGAUGUUGGGCAAAAUUUCCGCAGUGUUUUAUGGCAUAUGCGGGCCACCUCACCUUUAAUAAAUGCCACCUCCGUUUUACCCUUUAUCGGGGGAAGAACCGUAUUUGGUAACUUCAGCGGAUAUCCCAAAAAAUAUAUUUAUAUAUAUUUCGAGAAAAAAGUUGUAAAUUUACUAGAUUUAAGAGAUUUAAAGUGGCAAAUGCAUAGAAAAAAAAACACAGAUUUAGGAGAAAAAAGUGCAAUCUGCAAAAAUGUUUCUCGUAGAUUUGCCACUUUAAUCUCGUAAAUUUAUUUCUCAAAAUAGUACCCCCCUCCCCCGGGACCGUAUGUUUUUUUUUACACAUUCUGGCAGUAUGUAAUAUCCUCCAAUAUUCUCUCGGGUUGAAAUUUGCAAGUAUUUCAAUGAGUGCCCUAUUAAGGGUUAACAACAUAUACAGUUUAGUUUCUUCAUGAAAUAAAAAUUAAAGUUAACGGGUGCUAUGUCUUAGAGCAAAUAACAUACUUCCAUUGACCUUGGCUGUUGUUAAUCCUCUAACUCUUUUUAACUACAUUGAACAGAAGAAUAGCAUCAAGUCAAGUCACAUCAAGUCAAAUUUAUUUAUAUAGCACAUUUCAUACGGCAGGCGUAAACUCAAUGUGCUUAAAGUAAAAAUCAUACAUGACAGAAAUACACAAUAUACAUACACUAAACACUGAAUUAACGUUAUAUAUAAAACAGAUAAAAUAAUGUGACAUACAUAAAAACAUAAAAAAUCAGGAUAGGAUCAAUCAUCAGGAUAUGGAUAGCUUUCCACCUCUGCUGAACAAAUCUGGCAAAAUCUUUCUAGAGGAGUAGAACUUCUUGUCAAUAGCUUAUUCCUGAAGUAUAAAGCAUUAGUGAAGUAUUUUUAACUACUAAUAUAGCAAUUUAAAGGGUGUCUUAUUAGACAGUGGUAUUGUUAAAAUAUUUGCUGAUCCAAAAUUUAUUUUGAGGGCUUCAUAUACUCUAGUAGGCUAGUCUAAACUCUAAUAUUUGACUCUGAUCUGUCAAAAAUACAGCAUUAAAGGCACUGAAUCCAGUGUAGUUUAGAUGCUAUGGAGUCAGAAAUGUGCCAAUAUUUCACGGUCAUUACACAUUUACUUAGUUGUAUACCAAAUAAAUUGGAGACCAAAUUGAAUCGUCCCUGCACAAGCCCACAGUAGACCAAUCACAGCUGCAGUCUUCGGACCAGGGUCUGACUAAUAACUAGCUGUUAUGGAAUAAUGGUGCAAACACAAGCCAAGAAGAAACCUAGCUUUAUGAAAUAUUGGUGGCUCUCAGAAUUAUGUUGAUUCAGAGUGUUUUCAGUCACAACCCACCAGGUCCUUCCAGCGACUGAUCAAUAGUAAAAAUCUGUCCAGAUUCCGUGUGAGGUGCUUUGUUGCAUGCCAUUGAUGCCUACCAAUUCUGUUUCUUUUCUUUUUUUAAGUGUUGGUCUAUUAAGCAGUGGGCUUGACUAGCCCCUAAACUUUCAUGUAGUUUUGAUUUCUCUGACUGAUGCUUGUUUACAUUUAGAUAAUUUCUUGCCUACUAGUGUGUCUUUUCAUUUCAAGUUGUGUCAUUUGA
Molecule: messenger RNA, 8721 nt
Organism: Centropristis striata (black sea bass)
Lineage: Eukaryota; Metazoa; Chordata; Actinopteri; Perciformes; Serranidae
Gene: iqsec1b
Product: IQ motif and Sec7 domain ArfGEF 1b
Exons: 15
Coding region: 215-3922 (1235 amino acids)
Biological process (GO): regulation of ARF protein signal transduction; actin cytoskeleton organization
Molecular function (GO): guanyl-nucleotide exchange factor activity; protein binding
Source: RefSeq, a predicted model, not a curated record